Microplitis mediator is the source of this 3826-nucleotide messenger RNA. RefSeq lists its product as uncharacterized. The transcript is spliced from 4 exons. The coding region runs from base 94 to 3183 and encodes 1029 amino acids. NCBI's taxonomy places the organism in Eukaryota, Metazoa, Arthropoda, Insecta, Hymenoptera, Braconidae. The record is from RefSeq and is a predicted model, not a curated record.
CCUCUGCGAUCCUCAGUCUUGUCUCGCAAGUCAUCCGAAUAGUUUAUAAACAAACAACAGAUAUCAAAUUUCAAAUAAUUAAUCUAAGUAACUAUGAAAUUAGUUGAGUGUUUUGUGCCAUUUUUGGUGCUGCUUUUAGUCAGCAGAUCGCAAGCAGGUAUUUUGCGAGAUCUUGCCCAGAAGCAUAUCAACCGAGUGGGCUCAGUCCUAGAUCCCCUGGGUCUAUUCGGCGGGAAAAAUGAUGGAGGCGCCACAGCGGAAGCUAACAGCCAAGCUGUGACAAAUAAUUUGAAUCUUGGUCCACUGAGCUUUUCUUCGGCUGUAAGUUCGGCUUCUGCGAAAGCAAAUGCCGGUCCUGGAGGCACUGCUGUGGCAAAUGCUGAUGCCAAUGCCAAAGCUACUGGUUAUGGAAAUGCUCAGGCUACAGCAAAUGCCAACGCCAAUUCUAAUGCCAAUGGCAUUGGAGGCAUAAAUUAUGGCAACAAUGGAUACAAUGGAAAUAGUGCCCCUUACAAUGGAAAUGCAUACAAUGGAAAUAGUGCCCCUUAUAAUGGAAAUGCGUACAAUGGAAAUAGUGCCCCUUAUAAUGGAAAUGCAUUCAAUGGAAAUAGUGACGAUGGUUUCUACAAAGGAAACUCUGGAUACCCUGGAAAUAAUGGCUACUAUGAAAAUGGAAAUGGAAACGGAAAUGGCUACAACAGUGCCAACGCUAACUCAAAUGCAUUUGCUGAUAAUAAUGGGCAUAGUAACACUAAUACCGGUACUUUUACUCAGGGAAAUGCCAACGCUGGAGCUGGAGCCAAUGCUCAAGGAUCUGGACACUAUGGAGGAUCUAAUGAAAUACGUGCCAAGAAUAACUACAACAGCGGAGCCUACGACGGCCAGUCAUUAAAUCCUGGAACUUAUGGUGCUCCUAAAUAUACCAGUAAUCCUUUCAUUGGUGGUGCUGGUGCUAAUGCUGGUGCCAGUGCUAAUGCUAAUGCUCAAGCUGGAUCAAACGCAGGAACUUAUGGAAGUAAACCGACAAAAGGCGCCUAUGGUGGACAGGCCUAUAAUCAAGGACAAGUAGGCUCAGUAAAUCCCGGCUAUUAUGGAAACAGUGGAGCUGGUAAUAGUAACUAUGGAAAAGGCAACAGUGGUUACUAUACAGGGAGUCAAGGGCCAGCGUAUGGAGGAAGUUCUGGUGGAAAUUCUCAAGCAAACACUGGAGCUUCUGCUGCUGCUGCUGCUAACGCUAAUGCUAAUGCUGGAUCUAGACCAGCGGCAGUUGGUUCUGGUAAUCCAUUCUUGAACCAGCCGUCCCAGGGUCCAACUUAUGGUAGCUCUGCUACCGGAAACAAUUACGGUAACUCAGGAACAUAUGCACCAAGUCCCAGUUACGGAAGUCCUGGUACCUAUGGUGGGUCUAAUGGUGGUCAAGCUGCUGCUAAUGCUGAUGCCUCUGCAGCAGCAAAUGCCAAUGCCAAUGCUAAUGCUGGUUCAGCCAAUCCGUUCUUAACUCAACCAUCAUACGGUGGAUCAACGGGAAAUAAUUACGAUAACUCGGGUACCUAUGGAGGAUCAUCAGGCUCUAAUUAUGACAAUUCUGGUCAUUAUGGAAGUUCAUUAGCUCCUAAUUACGGAGCACCAACUGGUACUGGUCAAGCUACAGCAACUGCAGACGCGUCUGCAACAGCAAAUGCCAAUGCUGGAUCAGGAAAUUCUAAUACUGGUACAGGGGCUCCAUUUAUACCUCAACCAUCUCAACCCACGAACUAUGGACAGUCUACAGGAAACAAUUACGGAAAUUCUGGCACUUACGGAGGAACAUCAGGCUCGAAUUAUGACAACUCUGGUACUUACGGAGGAUCAACUGGUAGUGAGCAAGCUACAGCAACUGCAGACGCAUCAGCUUCAGCAAAUGCUAAUGCUGGAUCAGGAAAUUCUAAUACUGGUACAGGGGCUCCAUUUAUACCUCAACCAUCUCAACCCACGAACUAUGGACAGUCUACAGGAAACAAUUACGGAAAUUCUGGCACUUACGGAGGAACAUCAGGCUCGAAUUAUGACAACUCUGGUACUUACGGAGGAUCAACUGGUAAUGGGCAAGCUACAGCAACUGCAGACGCAUCAGCUUCAGCAAAUGCCAACGCUGGUUCAGGAAGUUCUAAUACCGGGGCAGGUAAUCCCUUUUUGACUCAAUCGUCUCAGCCUACGAAUUAUGGGGACUUUAGCGGAACUAAUUACGGAUUAACACCUCCUACUUACGAACACUCUGGUACUUUCGGAGAAAAGUACGGUAGCGGAGGCCCAGCUCCAGCAGACGCAUCAGCCUCAGCAAAUGCCAACGCUGGUUCAGGAAGUUCCAAUACCGGCGCAGGAAAUCCCUUCUUGACUCAACUAUCUCAACCCACAAACUACGAAUCCGGUAAUGUUGGGCCCAGUUACGGAGACUCUGGUUCUUACGGAGAUGCCAAUGCCAAAGCUGAUGCUUCUGCUUCUGCUUCCGCGAACGCAAAUGCAAAUGGUGGCGGCCAACCUGAUAACAACUAUUACAACGUCGCUGGACCUCAAGACGGAGGAUACCAAACUGAAAACAGUGGUUACGACACUAGUGGUUACACUGACGUAAAAGGUGACUCGGGAUAUUACAGCGGCUCCAACAACAACCAGCUUCCAAAUGUAAGCGAUGGAUCUGAUGCCAGUGCCAACGCAAACGCCAACGCAGUUGCAACUGCCAACGCAGGUGGUCAAGGAGCCGUUGACUCCUACGGCAAUCCAGCUGGAAGUACUCCGGACAAUUACGGAGCUGGAAAUGUCGAUCCCAAUACCAACGCUGUUGCCAAUGCCGCAGCUGUCGCCAAUGCCAAUGCAAAUGCAAACGCCAAUGCCGUAGCCACUGCCAAUUCUGGGGCCACAGGCUCAUCAGGAGGCUACGGAAAUUACAAUAGACCACCUGGAACUGGAUACGGUAAAAAUAGUCCCAGCUCCAGUGCCAACGCCAACGCCAAUGCAAGUGCGAGUGCAAAUGCAAACGCAAGUGCAACUGCCAAUUCCAAUGCCGGAGCUUACGGCAACGCAAAAGCAACAGCCAAUGCCCAAGCAAAAGCAGUCGCUGGUCCAGGGUUUGGAUCCAAAAGCUCGGCCACCGCAGACGCCAGAGCCGCCGUCGACACUUCAAAAAUGCUUAUCUUCACGGACUAAUCUUUUAAUUACAUAAUUAUCAUAUCGUAAGACUAUAAUUAAAUGUAUGAAGUGUUUUCUAGAAUCUCGAAUCCAGAAUCCAGAGUCCAAACUUUAGAUUCCAGGUUCUAGAUUUUAGAUUUAAGAGCGAAUGUUUAUUGCAGAAAGUUGUUCCAUGACAAUUUAAAAUUUUUUUUUUGUAAAUCAAAUACUUCUAGAGAUAAUUUUAUCAUUUUCAUGUUUUAUUUAAAACACAAAGAACUCACAGCGUCAUUCAAAUAAUGAUGGUGUUAAAAUCUUGUAAAACCUGUUUUGACGAGAAUAAACGCCGUGUCAGGGCUUGAAGCCGAUACCUCGAUCAUAAAUACUCGUACAUAUAUGCAUAGAUACAUUUAAAUAUUAUUUUUAUUUUAUAUAUAUUAAUAUACCAGUACGUAUUAAUAUAAGUAGUCGUUAUUUUUCAGUGCCCUUCGGAAAUCCCAAGACUCAUACCGAUUUUGUCUUGUAAUAAUAAUUAUUAUGCAAUGUUUUUAUAUUUUUAGAGUAUUACCGUGAUUUUUUUUUUAUUUAUAAAUAAUUAUUGAAUUUUUAUUAUUGCUAGUUACUAAUUAUUUACUAGUAUUUUUGUGAUGUUUUUGAUAAAUAAAGACUAUUAAAUAAUAAA